AUGUCGUUUCCGAACGUCUACACACACCGCAAGGUGGCCGAGUCUGCGGCCAAAGGAUGCGAUGUAUGCUACCGAGCUACAAGCAGCGUUUUGGUUGCCGAAGAGAAGAAGGACUUUUUCUACGUCUGCCCGAACCACCUGAAGGACAAGAAGUUCUGUACGCCCAUUAUCGACAAAGAAGCUGCCGAAGCGAAGAAAAAGAAGGAGAUGGAAGAAGAGGUCGAGCGCGUCAAGAAAGAGUACGAGGAGAAGCAGAAGAAGAAGAAGGAAAAGGAGGAGAAGGAUAAGAAGUCGGACAAAGACAAGGACAAGGACGAGAAGAAGGACGAGAAGAAGGCUGAAGACGAUUCGAAAGAUGACGACACAAAACCCAAGGACAAGGCACCUUCGGCCCCCUCCGCGGAGGAAGAGCCCCGCGUUUUUGCCCUCCACAAGAACUUCUACGGCAUGCGGCUCGAGAAAAAGCGCCAACUUGAGAUUGCAAAGAGGAACAGGGAACGACUGCAGCAGCCAAACUUCUUCCCCUCAGUUCCCAAGGGCGCCCCGGGCAGCUAA
This is a messenger RNA of Colletotrichum karsti, 555 nucleotides long. RefSeq lists its product as uncharacterized. The coding region runs from base 1 to 555 and encodes 184 amino acids. The transcript has 4 exons. NCBI's taxonomy places the organism in Eukaryota, Fungi, Ascomycota, Sordariomycetes, Glomerellales, Glomerellaceae. The record is from RefSeq and is a predicted model, not a curated record. Gene Ontology annotation, cellular component: endosome. Gene Ontology annotation, biological process: vacuolar transport.